Molecule: messenger RNA, 2431 nt
Organism: Westerdykella ornata
Lineage: Eukaryota; Fungi; Ascomycota; Dothideomycetes; Pleosporales; Sporormiaceae
Exons: 2
Coding region: 232-2319 (695 amino acids)
Source: RefSeq, a predicted model, not a curated record
GCAAAUUCCCCUUACAAAUCACAUGCAUCCCAUCCCACACUUUCCUUCUUGUGGCUGAUCACCGCCCCACCGCAACCACAUGCUCUAACAUAUAUACAUUCUCUACAGCUCUUCAUCGACCACUCCAGCGCUCCCACAUUGCUUACAUUUUGCCGCAUGCAUCCUUCUGUAGGAACUUGAAACCUCCCGUCUCUGCGCCGCGGCGCCCAGGCCAGAGAAGCAGCUUUUGCAAUGGGAAAGGGACCCGCCGUCGUCUUCAUCGCAAGGCAUGGCUCCCGACUCGAUGCCGAGGACAGAACAUGGCACCUCACCUCGCCGACUCCCUACGACCCUCCCCUCACCUACGGCGGCUGGACACAAGGCAAGGCCCUCGGCCUACGUAUAGCGGCGCUCCUGCACGCUCGGGAAACCGACGAGAGCAGCGGCUCUGCGAAUAGAGCCGCAGGCGGAGGAGACAUUUCACACCCAGACACUGCUGCGCCGAAGCCGAGGCGGAAACACAGAAUCGUAAUACAUUCGAGUCCGUACCUGAGAUGCGUGCAGACGAGCAUUGCCAUUGCGGCCGGGAUAUCGCAGUUCCAGCCGCCUGUCACGGCGCCGACGUUGAGGUCGCCACACCCAGGCGAGAGGAAACGGGUCGUUACGCAUCGGCAUACGCCGACUGGAGAUCGUGAGGUGUCUCCGAAGCCGCGCAUUGGGCCUGAGAAGAUCCUCUUGCGGAUCGAUGCGUUCUUGGGGGAAUGGCUGUCGGAGGAGUAUUUCCAGGAUAUUACUCCACCGCCUCAAUCGACGUUAAUGGUGACGAGUGCGAAGGCAGGACUGAUGCGGAGAGAGGACUAUGUCGAGGUUCCGCAGAGUACGAAUAGCAACCAAGGGCACUUUCCCGGAGGCUGGAAGAAGAGCACGACGAGUCCCACAUCACCUGUGGACGGAAGCAGGAGUAGGACGACCGAUGGAACGUUUCCGACAAUGGGGAGCUUGGCGCAAGCGCUGCAGCAUCGUGAAAGAGCGAGCAGCCAAGGGAGUGCUUCGGGUCAUCCAGCGAGGCCAGGCAGUCGAGCUGCGGGCCAUAAACCACCACCGCAUAUUUACGAUCCGCCGACGCCUUCGUACGCGUUGAAGCCCUCGGAACCGAUACCCAGGGGAUAUGUCAGUCAUGCGAGGGAGGCUUGUGUGCAGGUGGAUUAUCAGUGGGAUAGCAUGCGGCCACCGCAAGAGUGGGGAGAUGGAGGCGAAUACGCUGAUGAGUGGAGUACCAUGCACAAAAGAUUUAGGAAGGGGUUGGCGGGCAUGAUGUCCUGGUACAAGGAACACGGCAUCAAGAACCCUUACAUUUCUUCGGGAGUAGAGCGAGAUUCCUCCAACGGGCAACCGAACGGCUCUAUAUCCUCUCCGCACUCAGCAGACCCCCAAGAAGAGGAGGAAGACCUCGUUCUAGUCAUCGUCACGCACGGCGCUGGCUGCAACGCGCUCCUCGGAGCCAUCACCAAUCAGCCCGUCCUCAUGGACGUCCUCGUCGCAUCGCUCUCAAUGGCCGUCCGACGUGACGAACCCCUUCGACCGCCUGAAACUGCACCUCCACUCCCAACAAGACGCUCCUCCGUCAUAGACGUCGGCAUGUCGGAUACCUACGAGCUGAAGAUCCUCGCCUCAACAGACCACUACCAACCCGGUGUCGACCCGUCCGAACUCCCCAAAGCACAGUCCCCUCCCGUUCUUGGUUCUCGUCCCUCGUUAGACUCCCGACGGCGCUUCACUCCCGAUAACCCCAAUAACUCUAUCCUGUUCGUCGAGCCCUGGAAACCGGUCAACAGCUCAUUGGGCAGUAUGCGCCGCAGAGGGUCGUCCGAGUCUUCUUCACGGUCCCUUGCAAGUCCGAACGUAAAACCACUCGCGUCUCCCACAGCAGGCCUCUGGGGCGCACCGCUACCUUCGAUCGCGCAGGAGUCGGACGGGAGGAGGAGUCCGGGAUUCGAUAUCCUACCCAAUUUCGACGAGUACAAGAUGCCCUCUAAGAGUACCGCGACCACCGGAUCCGCCACGACGCCGACAAGUGCAAAUGACGAUGUCGCCGAUGGUGAAAAAGAGAAUAAUGACCAGAAGACGGAGAGAAAAGGGAGUAUCGCUGCGGUACCGGGCGGUGGUCUCGAACGCCAUUCCAGCACGGCGAGUACUCGCAGCCUGGGGCUGUGGGAACCGAAAUCCAGUCCUACAGCAGGGAAGAGUUUGUGGGGCCCGCCGAGGAAGGAUAAGGAUGAGUUGGCGGAGAGGGCGCAUGGGUGGAAGAGGAGGUGGACUAUGACGGGUAGGGAGGAGUAGGUAUGUGAGUGGGUUUGGGGAGAGGGUUGUUGGAUGGGGAGGAGGAGAAGGAGGAGUUUGCAAGGCGGUGGAGGUUGUUUUGCGCGUGUGGCAUUUGCAGGCGAUGCUGGGU